This is a messenger RNA of Guillardia theta CCMP2712, 1626 nucleotides long. RefSeq lists its product as hypothetical. Lineage: Eukaryota; Cryptophyceae; Pyrenomonadales; Geminigeraceae. The coding region runs from base 1 to 1626 and encodes 541 amino acids. The record is from RefSeq and is a predicted model, not a curated record. The transcript is spliced from 4 exons.
AUGGCGCCGCUCCUCCUCCUCCUCCUCCUCGUUGGGGGAUCCUCUGCCUUCGUUGUUACCCCCUCCUCCUCCUCCCUCUCCUCUUCCUCCCUCUUCAUCUCUCCGUCUCCCUCCCUUGUGUCCUCCAGGCUGACCCCAUGGCGGACGACGACCCGAAGCUCAUCCGGCCUCGGAUCCCUUGCUUGCUCGGGGAGGGACGAGAGAGUUCCGGGAUGGGUGCAUGAGGCAGCUCCUGCGAGGAGAGGCUGGGGAUCGUCUGUGCUACUACUCUCAGGGAGAGUCAGGGCGAGAUUCUCCCGCACAAGCAUGCAGAGCAGUGGCAGCGGGGACAGGAAGUUUGCCGUGGGCGAUGCUGUUGAGGCGCAGUGGAUAGGAGACGAUUCGUGGUACGCCGGGACGAUCGAGGGGCUAUGGUCGGAGGGGCGGUACGACGUGAAGUGGGCAGACCCGCAGGGAAUGGCAGAUUGCCAGGCGACGAGCGAGGAGAACAUCCGAUCGUUCCCCGUGAAGAGCUACUACAUGUUCGGGCUGAACUCGCUGGAGCAGGGAGACUACGAGAGUGCAUACUUGGCCUUCAGGUGUAUCUACAUUUGUAUGGGGAAGUUCGCGGAUACGGAGAGGUACCUGGACGAAUUGCUCGCUAUUCCUUCCAUCCAAGAGCUUGCUCAGUCCCGGAACGAUGCGAACUUGAUGAAGGAGAGGGAGAGCAGGAAGAAGGCAGGGCAGGCAGGGAGUGUGGAGGAGGAGGAGAAGGCGCCGAUGUACUCAGAGGAUGAGCUGGAAGGGUUGAGGCAGGAGGCGAAGCAAAAUGCUGUGUUGCAGAACAUGUGGGGUCAGUACAACACGUUUGUGAACUACCAAGUUGGAAGUUGGCACGGAAGGUGGAAGGAGUACGACGUGAAGGGGUCUCAGGUGCAAGAAGGACGUGAAGUGAGGAGGAGUGAAGUUUUGACGGCCUCCAACGAGGGUCCUGCUCCCUCCUUCAGCCGCGAGAUUGUUGGUGUCAACGAGCAGGGAGGGACGGGGGAGUCGACCAGGAGCGCUGGCUCGUUCUAUCCCUCCUCCCUCGCCUCCUGGUUCGUCGGCAACGCCUUCACCUUCUCGAGAACGAGCGAGCAGGGAGGAAACGAUCUGCUGGACCUUCAGGUGGGGCUGCGGCAUGAGGACAUGAAAGCUUCUUGCAUCUUCUCCUACCAGAGGAGGAAGGAGGAGGAGGGGACUUGGGAGCUGGUGCGCAUGUCGGUGGGGAGGGAGAAACUUGGGUCGAUGCCCAAAGGAGACGAGUACGUUCUGUUCAGGGAGGAGAAGGGGAGGAUGGAGGACGGGGCUGAGCUCAGCGGUCCUGCGGACAGGUUGAGCACGAACUACACCCCGAUGCCGGGGAAGGAAGGCGUGAUGACGGUGGAGGCGGAGGGAGGGAUCGCAGUACAAGGACCAGCUGUGCUGUCGGAGAAGGAUGGAGAGAGGAGGGAGGUUGUGAUCUCGUGGUCGACACCCUCGACGGAGGGAAUCGCAUGGGACGGGAAGGAUAGGAUCAUCCCAGCUCUCAAGUAUCGCUGUGCUCGGGUGUUCAAGGGGGCGUCGGAUGAGCUGGAGCUGCUGUCAGUGACGGAGACAAGGGGUUGA